CCACCGGCCCCGCAGUGGGGUGCCAGGAGCUCCAGCAGUGCCCCUAGCCGGUUUUCCUCCUCCUUCCUUUUUAUUCUCAAGUUCCUUUUUAUUUCUCCCUUGCGUAACACUCUUCUUCUUCCCUUCUGCACCCCCACCCUCCCCACCACCUCCUCGCCACCCCACUCCUGAGGCCACUGCUCUCUGCAGGGUCCCCAGCUCAUGCCAGCCUCGUCUCCUUCCUUGCCAGCCCCCAGAGGGCCACCGGGAGACAUGGGGGGCCUGGCCCGAGAGCCGGCGCUCUCAGUCGCCCUCUGGUUGAGUUGGGGGGCGGCUCUAGGGGCUGUGGCGUGUGCCAUGGCCCUGCUGACCCAGCAAACAGAGCUGCAAAAUCUAAGGAGAGAGGUGACUCGGCUGCAGAGGACUGGAGGGCCCUGCAAGGAGGAAGAAGGGCAUCCGUGGCCGAGCCUCCGGGAGCAGAGCCCUGACGCCCUGGAAGCCUGGGAGAAUGGGGAGAGGUCCCGGAGAAAGAGAGCAGUGCUCACCCAUAAACAGAAGAAGAAGCACUCCGUUCUGCACCUUGUCCCCAUCAACAUCACCUCCAAGGAGGACUCUGAUGUGACAGAGGUGAUCUGGCAACCAGCUCUUAAGCAUGGGAGAAGCCUGGAGUCCCAAGGAUAUGUUGUUCGAGUCUGGGACACUGGAGUUUAUCUGCUGUAUAGCCAGGUCCUGUUCCACGAUGUGACUUUCACCAUGGGUCAGGUGGUGUCCCGGGAGGGCCGGGGAAGGCAGGAGACGCUAUUCCGUUGUAUACGAAGUAUGCCUUCCAAUCCGGACUGGGCCUACAAUAGUUGCUACAGUGCAGGUGUCUUCCACCUACACCAAGGGGAUAUUCUGAGUGUCACAAUCCCCCGGGGAAGGGCGAAGCUUAGCCUCUCGCCAUCUGGAACCUUCCUGGGCUUUGUGAAACUGUGAUUUUGAGGUGGUCUCAAGCUCGGAAGACUGGGGUGGGGACAUACUGGAGGCAGCCAAGAGCUAACAGGAACAGAGGCCUCUUCCAGGGUUGACUGGAACCCGGGGUUUGACGACUCACGAAUCUCCGUGCCUCCCUUUUCCCUUUCCGCCCCCAUCCCC
Messenger RNA from Panthera uncia (snow leopard), 1113 nucleotides. It is a transcript of the gene TNFSF13, whose product is annotated as TNF superfamily member 13. Gene Ontology annotation, biological process: immune response; positive regulation of isotype switching to IgA isotypes. NCBI's taxonomy places the organism in Eukaryota, Metazoa, Chordata, Mammalia, Carnivora, Felidae. The coding region runs from base 202 to 954 and encodes 250 amino acids. Gene Ontology annotation, cellular component: membrane. Gene Ontology annotation, molecular function: tumor necrosis factor receptor binding; receptor ligand activity. The record is from RefSeq and is a predicted model, not a curated record. The transcript is spliced from 6 exons.